AUGACGAGCCUUAUCGAUAAGAAUUUUCCGGCUGGGGACCUUUCUGAGCGCAACUAUGUUCGAUGGGAUAUUGAAGGUGUAGAGAGAGUUCCCCAGAAUGAGGCAGAGGAUAUCCAGGCUGUCGCCAACUUAAUCAACGAGCAGCAACGAAGAACAUGGAAUAAAACGCGACACGGGUAUGGUGCGACCCAUGCAAGGACACAAGGCAUUGUAAAGGGCAAGUUCAUCGUUCCGGAUGAUUUGCCAAAGCAUCUAAAGCAAACCGAGCUGUUCCAGAUUGGAGGAGAGUAUCCCGCUGCUUGCCGGUACAGCUCCGAGCCUGGUGAUCCAGGUCUCGAUGCAAGUUCUCAACUUCAUUUCAUAUAA
Messenger RNA from Colletotrichum spaethianum, 366 nucleotides. RefSeq lists its product as uncharacterized. Bases 1 to 366 code for a protein of 121 amino acids. Gene Ontology annotation, molecular function: heme binding. The record is from RefSeq and is a predicted model, not a curated record. The transcript has a single exon. NCBI's taxonomy places the organism in Eukaryota, Fungi, Ascomycota, Sordariomycetes, Glomerellales, Glomerellaceae.